Molecule: messenger RNA, 396 nt
Organism: Ficedula albicollis (Collared flycatcher)
Lineage: Eukaryota; Metazoa; Chordata; Aves; Passeriformes; Muscicapidae
Product: serine/threonine-protein kinase pim-3-like
Exons: 2
Coding region: 1-396 (131 amino acids)
Biological process (GO): regulation of mitotic cell cycle; negative regulation of apoptotic process; protein autophosphorylation
Cellular component (GO): cytoplasm
Molecular function (GO): protein serine/threonine kinase activity; ATP binding
Source: RefSeq, a predicted model, not a curated record
AUGAGUAUUUCUUUACCUCGCCUUGGCUUGCAGGUGGCCAUCAAGCGAGUGGCCCGGGAUCGCAUGUGGCAGUGGGCGCGGCUGCACGACGGCGCCCUUGUGCCCCUGGAGCUGGUGCUGCUCUCGAUGGUGUCGUGCCCUGGCUUCCGCGGCGUCGUGCACCUCCUGGACUGGUUCGAGCUGCCCGACGGCUUCGCGCUGGUCAUGGAGCGUCCGGAGCGCUGCCGGGACGUGUGGCACUUGCUGCAGGCGGGCGGGUCCCUGCCGGAGCCCGUGGCGCGGGGGCUGUUCCGCCAGGUGCUGCAGGCCGUGCGGCACUGCACCAGCCGCGGCGUCCUGCACCGCGACAUCAAGGCCGAGAACGUCCUCGUCGACCUGGCCACCGGCGACGCCUAG